Telopea speciosissima is the source of this 1091-nucleotide messenger RNA. Its product is annotated as protein-L-isoaspartate O-methyltransferase 1-like. The transcript is spliced from 4 exons. Bases 38 to 913 code for a protein of 291 amino acids. The record is from RefSeq and is a predicted model, not a curated record. Gene Ontology annotation, cellular component: cytoplasm. Gene Ontology annotation, molecular function: protein-L-isoaspartate (D-aspartate) O-methyltransferase activity. Lineage: Eukaryota; Viridiplantae; Streptophyta; Magnoliopsida; Proteales; Proteaceae. Gene Ontology annotation, biological process: protein modification process.
CGUGAGAAAUGAAAGGGAGAAUCUAGGAGAAUUAAGAAUGCCGUCCUUAGUAGCGUAUGGUUGCCGCAAUUUUACGCCUCUAAAACAGCUGGUGAGCUUCAGCCUCCCUCAUCGUCGCCCUCCUACUUCGCUCUUUGGCACCCUCUCCGCUCGUCUGAGUCUCUCGCCGUCUUCGACUCCGAACCCUAGAUUCUGCACGGGGAACUUUCUCUUAUUGCCGAUGGAGCAAUUAUGGACUAGAGGCGGUACUGAUAAGAAUAAAGGUCUAGUUGAGCAUUUGCAGCAGAAUGGGGUGAUCAGGUCCAAUAAGGUGGCAGAAGUGAUUGAGACUAUUGAUAGGGGAUUGUUCGUUCCUGAUGGGAUCCCAGCUUAUGUUGACACCCCUAUGCAGAUUGGGUAUAAUGCCACUAUAUCGGCACCUCAUAUGCAUGCCAUGUGCCUUGAAUUGUUGGAGAAUAAUUUGCAGCCAGGCAUGCAUGCAUUAGAUGUUGGUUCAGGGACUGGGUACUUAACUGCAUGCUUUGCAAUGAUGAUCGGACCACAAGGUCGUGCAGUGGGUGUAGAACAUAUUCCUGAGCUUGUUGCCACGUCCAUAAAAAAUAUCCAAAAGAGCCAAGCGGCAUCAUUACUGAAAGGAGGUUCCCUUUCCAUACAUGUUGGUGAUGGCAGGCUAGGUUGGCCAGAGUUUGCACCUUAUGAUGCUAUUCAUGUGGGAGCAGCCGCUGCAGACAUCCCACAACCACUUAUCGAUCAGUUAAAGCCUGGUGGCAGAAUGGUGAUUCCAGUUGGGAACAUUUUCCAGGAUUUGAAGGUAGUAGACAAGAAGCUUGAUGGCUCAGUCAGUGUCCGAACUGAAACUUCUGUCCGAUAUGUUCCGCUGACAAGUCGAGAAGCUCAACUGCGUGGUUAUUGAGAUGGACUUUGGGAAAGUUUAUUGACCCCACAGUAUCUGGCUGUGUGUUAUCAAAUGUUUGUCUUCCUUAGUAUCCAAUUAAAGCCUGUAAGUUCUGUAAGUUUGUACAUAUAUAUUAGGAUGGUAUAUCUACUUCCCACCAACUUCUCAGUUGUGGGUAGUUAAGAUCUGGUCCCUU